GAGAGAGGGAGAAAGAGAGAGGCUCCAGCCCACUACCAGCAUGUCCCCAGGGGCCCUCAGCCUGCUCGCCUGGCUGCCCCUCCUGCUGCUCAGUCCAGCUGUGGUACCAGACCCCGACCAGCUGGGAUCUCUGAGAGGAGCGUGUGAAAGCUCUGCUGUACUGGUGAAGCCCUCAGACUCCAGCUCUACAGUCACCAUACCUGCCUGCUCGUGCUGAGCAGACCCCCCCCCACCACCACCACCACCACCUGUGGAGAUGGCAGCCCGGGCCCUGGCUCUGCUUUUACCCCUGGUGCUCGCCAUCUUGAGUCUGUCGCCUGCGCCCGCUCUGGGAGGAUGUCCCCUGGCGUGCCGCUGUUCGUUCGCCAUGCUGCAGUGCCUGGAGCCCAACCGGAUCACCAGCAUCCCGCCACUCGUCCCGCUGGAGAGCGAGAACGUGACCGAGAUCUACAUCGAGAACCAAGAAGACCUUGAGAACAUAACAGAAGUCGACAUGGCUUACUACAGAGAGCUGAGGAACCUCACAGUCACAUCCUGCAAGCUGAGGUUCAUCGCUCACAACGCGUUCCAGAACAACCUGAAGCUGCAGUAUGUAAAUCUGGCAUCAAACUAUCUGGAGCGGAUCAGCUGGAGAGUCUUUCAUUUUCUGCCGCUGCUCAACCUGGUUUUGCGGGACAACCCCCUCCUCUGCUCCUGUGACCUCUUCUGGCUGCAGCAGUGGCAGAACGACGAUCGGGGCGACCUGGACACCCAAAUGUUGUCGUGUUCGUCGGACUACGAGGAUUUGCCGCUCAAUUCUUUAGUCUUUGACAACUGCAGUCUGCCGGAGGUGACCAUCAUGUCCUCUCAGUACAAGACGCAGGAAGGAGGAAACCUCACCUUCCAGUGUGUGGUGACAGGAAGUCCUACUCCAACCGUCAGGUGGAGAACGGAUGAACUCUCUUCUCCCUUCGUCACCGAGGAAACCAAGUGGGGCUCCACAUUAAAGCUGCUCCUUCACCUCACCAACGUUUCCUCCAAGGACAACCUGCACAACCUGACGUGUGAGGCCGAGAACCAAGCUGGGCCCAAGGAGGGGAUGGUGCAGUUGGACAUUGAGUUUCCAGCGAAGAUCAUCUUCCUCCGAGACGCCGUGCAGCAGCACAACUGGUGCUUCCCGUUCGCCGUGGACGGCAACCCCGAGCCCAGGUUCACCUGGCUGUACAACGGCGCCCACUUCAAGCAGAACCUGUACGCCUACAUGCAGUUCAUCCCGGACUCGGACGACGGCUCGGAGAAGCACGGCUGCCUCUUCCUCAACAAGCCCACCCACAUCAACAACGGCAACUACUCUCUGAUCGUGGAGAACACACUGGGGAGGGACGAAGCCACCGCUGUGGGGAAGUUCAUGGACAACCCAUUUGACCCCUUUGACCCCGAGGGCUUGAUUCCAGUCCUGGACAUGGAUACAAGUCCCACGGUCAGACCGAACAUGCAAGUGACGGAGACGCCGGAGAGCCGGGUCCUGGUGGUGUCGGUGGCGGUGGGGCUCGCCGUGUUCGCCUGCGUCUUCCUGCUCGCCGCCGUUUUCGUCAUCAACAAGUGCGGCCAGCAGUCCAAGUUUGGGAUCCACCGCUCAUCGGUUCUGGGCACCGAGGACGAGCUGGCCGUGUCGCUUCGCUUCAUGAACUUCGGGACCAGCCCGCCUUCCUCGGAUGAAGACUCCGGUCUGUCCAGCUUUGUGGAGAACCCGCAGUACUUCUGUGGCAUCAUCAAGGACAAGGACAUGUGUGUGCAGCACAUCAAGAGGCAAGACAUCGUGCUGAAAUGGGAGCUGGGGGAAGGAGCGUUUGGGAAAGUCUACCUGGCCGAGUGUGCGCACCUCAGUCCGGACAGCGACAAGAUGCUGGUGGCCAUCAAGACUCUGAAGGACGCCAACGAGUCGACCCGGCAGGACUUCCAGCGGGAGGCGGAGCUUCUGACCAUGCUGCAGCACCAGCACAUUGUGCGCUUUUACGGCGUGUGCACGGACGGAGAGCCGCUGGCCAUGGUGUUCGAGUACAUGAGGCACGGAGACCUGAAUCGCUUCCUCCGAGCUCACGGCCCUGACGCUCGGAUCCUGGAGGAGUCCAAGAUGCCCCCGUUGGGUCAGCUGACCCUGCCCCAGAUGCUGCAGAUCGCGGCGCAGAUCGCCUCGGGCAUGGUUUACCUGGCCUCUCUGCACUUCGUCCAUCGUGACCUGGCGACCCGUAACUGCCUGGUGGGGGAGGGGCUGGUGGUGAAGAUAGGAGACUUUGGGAUGUCCCGGGACAUCUACAGCACAGAUUACUACAGGGUGGGUGGGCGUACCAUGCUGCCGAUCCGCUGGAUGCCCCCAGAGAGCAUCAUGUACCGGAAGUUCACCACAGAGAGCGACAUCUGGAGCUUCGGUGUGGUUCUGUGGGAGAUCUUCACCUACGGGAAGCAGCCCUGGUACCAGCUGUCCAACAGUGAGGCCAUUGAAUGCAUCACGCAGGGGCGGGAGCUGGAGAGGCCGCGCACCUGUCCCAAGGAGGUGUACCAGCUGAUGCAGGGCUGCUGGCAGCGGGAGCCCCCCCAGAGGACGGUCAUCAAGGAGAUCCACAGCCGCCUGCUGGCGCUGGUCAAGAACCCCCCCGUUUACCUGGACAUCCUGGGCUGAGGGGGUCAGAGGUCCCACGUUUACCUGAGUGUCUGUUGUUUUCUGUGCCAGGGGGGAGGUAGGGAGGGAGGGAGGGGUUAUUUUUUAAGAAAAAAAAAUGUAAAAAAUGAGGAAAAAGUUUGUACCCCAGGGAAUUCUGGGAUGUGCGGUUUGAGGGAGCAGAUGGAUUCGGAGGGAGAGGGGCAGAUGUUGCUGAAACUGAAUGCUUGGAUGGAUGGGGGGGGGGGGUACCACCCAUGUAAAUAGAGGAUGUACAGACGGGGGGGUUCUGUCUAAAACCUGUAUCUUGUUGCUCUUUGUAAAUCGUCGGCCUUACAAUAAAAAAUAAAUAAAAUGGUUUUAAAAAUAACAAAACUCGAUCCGGUUCUCAGCGGAGAACAAAGGCGGCGCCCGUCUGAACGAGC
Oryzias melastigma (Indian medaka) is the source of this 3063-nucleotide messenger RNA. RefSeq names its product neurotrophic tyrosine kinase, receptor, type 1 (gene ntrk1). The transcript is spliced from 17 exons. The record is from RefSeq and is a predicted model, not a curated record. Gene Ontology annotation, cellular component: signaling receptor complex; plasma membrane; axon. Gene Ontology annotation, biological process: cellular response to nerve growth factor stimulus; cell surface receptor protein tyrosine kinase signaling pathway; positive regulation of kinase activity. Bases 257 to 2659 code for a protein of 800 amino acids. Gene Ontology annotation, molecular function: neurotrophin binding; transmembrane receptor protein tyrosine kinase activity; neurotrophin receptor activity. Lineage: Eukaryota; Metazoa; Chordata; Actinopteri; Beloniformes; Adrianichthyidae.